Messenger RNA from Gryllus bimaculatus (two-spotted cricket), 933 nucleotides. The record is from the annotation of a GenBank genome assembly. NCBI's taxonomy places the organism in Eukaryota, Metazoa, Arthropoda, Insecta, Orthoptera, Gryllidae.
AUGGGAAUGAUGAACCUCAGUCUUGACUCGCACGUGCUCAUAGCAAUAGGAAUGAUGCACCUCAGUCUUGGACUCGCACGUGCUCAAUGCAAUGGGUAUGAUGCACCUGUCUUGGACUCACACGUGCUCAUAGCAAUGGGAGUGUAUGCACCUCAGUACUUGACUCUGCACGUGCUCAUAGAAUGGGACAUGAUGCAGCUCGAUAAUAAAUUGUAUACUCAAAAUGAAAGGGAAUUUGAAGUGUCUUGGGCACAUCUUGGUUUCGACCCUGAUCUUCCAGCAUUCCGAACUGCCCGUCUUAAUUCCGUCUUUGUUAAUGUGGAGGGGAGAAGUUGCACUAGGCGCGCGCGCGGCGCCGCUCACCUGGCGCUUGCGCCUUGGCCCCCGCCGCGGCGGGGGGCGUGGUCGCUGCGGUCGCCAUCACCGCGCGCCGGGCUUGUGCGCGCUGUAGGCGACGGCGUGGCCCACCGGGGCCGAGUGCGCGGUGUACUCGGCGUGAGCGCCCGAGUAGCCCGAGAUGUCGAAAGUGCCUCCGCCGCCGCCGCCGCCGCCGGCCCACCCGCCGCCGUGCACCGGGUACGCCUCGUAGUGGUGCGGGUGCGGCUGCUGCAGCACCUUCUUCACCGCGAUGAAGCCCGAGAUGAGCAGCGAGAGCAGCGACAGCAGGAAGGCCUUCUUGGCCAGGAAGCCGAUGCUCAGGAUUUUGGAGGUGUACUGUUUUCCUUCAUGAUUUCAAAUUGUAUUCGAGCCAAUUUCGAAGACUUGUACUCUCAGAGGCGGUUUAUAACAAGUGUGAACAUAAGAAAUGGAGGAAAUUUUCCUGCCAUUAUUACAACUGAGAGGGAGAGGGGGAGAGAGAGAGAGGGAGAGACAGAAAAGUGGGAGGGAGAGAGAGUAAAUAAGAGAGUAAAUAGUGAUUCUGUCAUAUGGUAG